GGCAGUGCUGGAACUCGAAUACUGGAAUAGCCUUCAGCUUGUCGGUUACAGCAACUUGAAUGUUUUCGACUGUCCCAAAAUGAGUUCCUUGAGGAGAUUUUUUAACUUCGGGAAGAGAAAAAAGUCACAAGGACUGAAGUCAGGUGAAGAUGGAGGCUGAGGAGCCAGAUGAAUGUUUUUACUGGCCAAUAACUCGUUUAUUGACAUUUCUGUGUGACAAGGAGCAUUGUCGUGAUGCAACACCAGUUUUCCUGGAUAUGAUGAAUGAUGGUGUCAGUCAAAUGUUGAACAAUUCACAGUAUUAUGGCUACUAUUGAUCGUGAUAGUAGCAGGAAACGGCGGUGUGAUAUAUACUUUGACAGUUGGGAGACCCAGAAAGAGUCGAAUGAACUACUUCAUCACUCACUUGGCUUACGCAGAUCUUGCAGUCGGCCUGAUAAGUGUGCUGACAGAUUUAAUUUGGAGGAUAACAGUCAGUUGGAACGCGGGCAAUAUAGCCUGCAAGGUUAUAAAGUUCCUGUUGUUGUCACAUACGGAUCGACGUACGUUCUAGUCGCUCUAAGUAUAGACAGAUAUGAUGCCAUAAGACACCCAAUGAAGUUUUCUGGAAGCUGGAAAAGAGCACGAUGCCUGAUAACCACAGCCUGGGCGUUUAGCGUACUUUUUUCUAUACCCAUUUUAAUACUAUAUGAAGAAAAGUUAGUACAAGAGUUUUAUGGCACUGGUCUUUCGGCUCAUUAGUCAGCGUAGAGUGUUUGUCAAGGUUUCAAGUCAGCUUCAAUGUUGGUUAGAAUUCUCUUCUCAGUGGAUGUGGCGACUGUACAUGACGUUAGUGUGUAUAUCGUUGUUUGCUCUACCUACUGCAAUAAUAGCAACAUGUUAUGCAAUCAUCAUCACCACAAUCUGGACAAAGAGCACAGAGACGUCUUUUCUAGACAAGGGACAUAGGGGCAAAAGGUCUGGAAGAAGAGAAAAGGAAAAUGCUUCUGACAACUCAAGAAGAGCUAGCUCCAGAGGUCUCAUUCCAAGAGCAAAAGUCAAAACUGUAAAAAUAACAUUGGUUAUAGUUAGUGUAUUUGUGAUCUGCUGGAGUCCAUAUAUGGUCUUCGACCUCCUCCAAGUAUAUGGGCAAGUACCACCAACGCAGACUAACAUUGCGAUCGCGACUUUCGUCCAGAGCUUAGCCCCAUUGAAUUCAGCGGCGAAUCCGCUCAUAUACGCUAUCUUCUCGGCACAUUGCGGUAGGAUAUUGUGGUUGCUGCCACCGUUCAAGUGGAUAUGCAAGAAAAGAAAGAAGCGGCCCAAAGAUUCGACGACCAACACUCAAAGCAGCACAAUGUCCGAAUUCCUGACACACACACAUAAGCGGAAGUCAGAGAUGUCAAACAGUGUAGUGAACACAGUAUUAAUACAUGCCAAAAAAUGAGUACCUACGAAUAUUGUUUGUAUGGAUGUACAACCCUUUACCUUUAUAUUUAUUAUAUAAAUGUUUAUAAUGUUUAUUAAAUGUGAAUUAUACAAUCAAUCCC
Molecule: messenger RNA, 1529 nt
Organism: Acanthoscelides obtectus
Lineage: Eukaryota; Metazoa; Arthropoda; Insecta; Coleoptera; Chrysomelidae
Source: the annotation of a GenBank genome assembly